Molecule: messenger RNA, 3156 nt
Organism: Nicotiana attenuata
Lineage: Eukaryota; Viridiplantae; Streptophyta; Magnoliopsida; Solanales; Solanaceae
Product: ubiquinone biosynthesis protein COQ4 homolog, mitochondrial
Exons: 3
Coding region: 1867-3063 (398 amino acids)
Biological process (GO): defense response to other organism; ubiquinone biosynthetic process
Cellular component (GO): mitochondrial inner membrane
Molecular function (GO): ADP binding
Source: RefSeq, a predicted model, not a curated record
GGUAAGGUCUGCGUACACAUUACCUCCCCAGACCCCACUUGGUGGGAUUUUACUGGGUAGUUGUUGUUGUUGUUACAUUUCAAUUUAAAUGGUAAGAAUAAAAGCAGUAUUGACUUCAAAUAGUUAAUAUGUUAUAAUAGGUUUAAACUUUACAUCCAAGAGUGUAGUCUAGUGGUCAACGAAGUGGAUUGAAAACCAUGAUGUCUUAGGUUCAAAUAUCAGCGGAGACAGAAAUACUAAGUGAUUUCUUUCCAUCUGUGCAAAUCUUGAUGGACAAAAAGCUAUCUGGUACCUGUUGACGGUUUCAAGCUAAAUAUUCUUAUAUAUUUAAUGAAUUUUUCAAUACAAAUACCGGAUCUAGACAAAAGUUACUGGGUUCACGGGAACCCGUAUCUAACCCACUGGAUCCGCCCCUGUUGCUAGUGGGAGGUAGCAGUAUCUCGUGGAAUUAGUCGAGGUGCGUGCAAGCUGGUCCAGACACCACAAGUAUAGAGAACAUAUUUAAACUUUAAAAUAAAAUAUUAUGAGUAUUAUUUUAAGAAAGUAAAAUGUUUGUAUUGUUUCCUAGAACAAAUUGAUUUCCAUUCUCCCUUUAACGUGCCAUGUGAAUAUUUAGUCUGUGUGGGCUAGUUGUGGCAAGUAGGAAUUUUAUUAAAGUUGGUUUUGUAACAUCAACAAAGGCAGAUUCAAAAAUUUAAGUUUGUGAGUUUUGCCGCAACCCUUUUUUGCUUACUAGGUUUGAGUAAAUUAGUUAUAUAUAUUAAGUGAAUUUCUUAACAAAUUCAAGGUGUAAGCCAAAUGUUGAACUCAUAACAGUCAAUUGGACUUAUUUGUUGUGCUUGGUAGUUGAUGACAUGCCAGGACAAGUCAAUCCUUUUGUGAGGAAAUUUAAAAGAAGUGUAUUUAGAUCUAAAGUGGGAAAUACUUACCUAAUUCUUUAUUUUAUUUUAUUUUUUAAAAAAAGCUUACCUAAUUCUUUGUCCCCUUUCAAUAAUUUACUUAUUCUUCCCUAACCUUUACUAUUAUUUUUCUUCCACUUGUGUCAUAGUAACCACAGAGAAAGAGAUACACAUUGACAACCAUCUCAAAUUUGUCUCCCCCAUUUUGUUGACCAACUUAAUGUACAUGAUUUUUUGUAAACUAAUCAUAUUUUAUUGUUUGUGAUAGAACAGAUCUGUAUCAAUAAUUAGCUAUGUUAGGCUGUUAAUCAACAUAGUUAUUCCACACUGCUAAUGUCAACAAAAAUAAUAAAUUGGGAUGUAGGACCACGCAUAGCAUGUGUUUCUUAACUAGUACUCCUAUAAAAGGAGUUGUCUUCUGUGAAUAUACGUUCUUCUUAUUCGGUUGUGAACUCUCUCCUUAUUAAUAAUUUUAUCUGGAAACUUUGACUGCAUCUCCUUCACUAUAUUAUCUAUUGCGUCUCCAAUGUGUCACCAACCCUAUUUUCAAGUUUGUGCUCACUAUGGAAUGCAUCAUCCAUAACAUAGUUAUUCCACGCUACUAAUGUGAACAGAAAUAAUAAAUUGGGAUGUAGGACCACGCAUAGCGUGUGUUUCUUAACUGGUACUCCUAUAAAGGAGUUGUCUUCUAUGAAUACACGUACUUCCAUAGCAAAAGCAAUUCAAAGAUAUCUCAAUCAUUUGAUUCCCCACAAAAUAACUCUAGAUUAGGUACAAAUUGAGCCUUUUGUGGGAAUAAUUUGCUCACUUCAUAUCUUACACUUUUCUCUCCAACUUUGUUAUAUACCCUCGUUUAACAACCAUAUAUAUCGAGCACCGUGCCAGAAGUCUGCAACAUUAGCUUCCACACAAUCAAGUCAACGUCCAGUUAAUUGUGCCAAGAAGAAGCACAGUUUCUGAAUCAAGUAUGACCACAACUUCAGAAGCAGUUAUGGGAUUUGAGGAUGAGACAGCAGAGCUGAUACAACGACUUGUUCGGGGCCCGAAACAUUUAGAUGUGGUCUCCCUUGUUGGAAUGCCUGGAAUAGGUAAGACAACUUUGGCGAAGAGAUUGUAUACUCAUAAUGAUAUAAUCGAUCGCUUUGAUGUUUGUUCGUGGUGCACUAUUUCUCAAGUAUAUAAUAAGAGAAAGACAUUGCUUGAAUUAUUGGGUAAUUUGGUUCCUCCGAAUAACAACACAAGGAGCAAUGAUGAACUAGCAGUUGAGCUGCGAAGACAUUUGCUAAGAAAGAAAUACUUCAUUGUCAUUGACGAUUUAUGGAGCCCUGAAGUAUGGAAUGACUUAAAAAGAUGUUUUCCAGAUGAUUACAGCUGCAGUAGAAUCAUUUUGACAACCAGACAAGACAAAGUGGCUUCUUAUACUGAAGUUUUUAGUGCUCCUCAUCAUCUUCGUUUAUUCACAGAUGAAGAAAGUUGGUGCUUAUUGCAAAAGAAGUUGUUUGGACAAGAAAGUUGUGCUCCGCAACUUGAGAAGAUAGGAGUGAAAAUAGCACAAAGCUGCGGAGGGCUUCCACUUGCAAUUAUUUUGGUAGCUGGUGUUCUUGCAAAACUGAACAAGGAAGAAAUUCGUUGGGAAGAAGUUGCCAAUGGUGUAAGGCCAUGUACUGCUGGUGAUACGCAAAAGUACAUGGACAUAAUUGACUUGAGUUUCAGAUAUUUACCUUCUCAAUUGAAGCGUUGUUUUCUUCACUUUGGAAGAUUUUGUGGAGAUGAACUCUUGGUCCGAGAGUUGAUACAACUUUGGGUUGCUGAAGAAUAUGCAGUAGGUAAUGAAUUAAAGAGCGCAAAGGAUGAAGCAAAGGGCUACGUGAUGGAGUUAAUAGAGAAUAACCUUGUAAUGAUUGUCCAAAGGAGCUUCUUUGGUGAGGUGAAAGCAAUUCGCAUGCAUGAUCUAUUACGUGAGUUUUGCUUGUCUAGAGUUGAUUUUCUAAGGAGGUCAGAUGAUUCAAGUUCUAGUGACCCACCAUAUUACCUUCAAAUGAAUUAUCUCCUUCAUCCUGAAAGUGGAUCAGAUUCCUUACGCUCUGGUAGCCCGCCAGGAAAUACUGUUGGAGCGACCUCGUGUGAUUUCUGCAAAAGUGGGGCAUGCAUGGGACCUACCUGAUAACACUUUUGGUGCUGCAUACGCAAAAUUUAUGGGAUCUAGGAACUUUUCACCUGAUGAUCGUCCACCAGUGCGAUUCAUGGAAACUGAAGA